This is a messenger RNA of Cicer arietinum (chickpea), 2151 nucleotides long. Its product is annotated as pentatricopeptide repeat-containing protein At5g43790. Gene Ontology annotation, biological process: RNA modification. Lineage: Eukaryota; Viridiplantae; Streptophyta; Magnoliopsida; Fabales; Fabaceae. The record is from RefSeq and is a predicted model, not a curated record. Gene Ontology annotation, molecular function: protein binding; zinc ion binding; RNA binding.
AUGUAUUGGGUUGGCCCUGUUACCAACCGAUAUGUUAAACAUAAGGAGAAGGAGGGAUUAUUUCUUCUUAUCUUAAAUUUUAUUGAUUUCAUGAAACCCCAAAGCCCCAUAUUUAACCACCCAACACUCCUAAAGUUGCAAAAAUGCAACAACCUCAAUACCCUUAAACAAAUCCAUGCCCAAAUCGUAACAACUGGUCUUUCAUUUCAAACAUAUUGUCUUAGUCACCUCAUUAACAUAUCCUCCAAAUUUAACUUACCCUAUGCUUGCACAAUCUUUAAUUAUAUCCCAAACCCAACAAUUUUCCUCUACAAUACACUCAUUUCGUCAUUGAUUAAUCAACAUAGUAAAAUCCAUCUAGCAUUCAAACUUUAUAACAAAAUUAUCAUACACAAAAGUCUCCAACCUAAUAGUUUCACUUUUCCCUCUCUUUUGAAGGCUUGUUGUUCUAACCCAACAUGGUUUCAAUUUGGCCCAAAACUUCAUACCCAUGUUUUGAAAUUGCUUCAACCACCCUUUGAUCAUUUUGUUCAAGCUUCAUUGCUUAAUUUUUAUGCUAAAUAUGGGAAAUUGUGCGUGUCUAGAUAUCUUUUUGAUCAAAUUAAUGGACCUGAUUUGGCCACAUGGAAUAUUAUUUUGGGUUCUUAUGCAAAUAGUGUGAGUCAUCAUGGUUACUCAACUAGAUUUGAUGAUGCUAAUUUGUCUUUAGAGGCAUUGUAUUUGUUUCAUGAAAUGCAAGUUGCUCAAAUUAAACCUAAUGAAGUUACAAUUGUUGCAUUAAUUAGUGCAUGUUCUAAUUUAGGUGCUCUUAGUCAAGGUUUUUGGUUUCAUUGUUUUGUUUUAAGGAACAAGCUUAAGAUGAAUAGGUUUGUGGGAACUGCAUUGGUUGAUAUGUAUUCAAAAUGUGGAUGUUUGAAUCUUGCAUGUCAACUGUUUGAUGAAAUGCCUGAAAGUAAUAAAGACACAUUUUGCUAUAAUGCUAUGAUUGGUGGUUUUGCUCUUCAUGGUUAUGGGAAUCAAGCACUUGAACUUUAUAGAAAGAUGAAGUUUAAGGGUUUUGUUCCUGAUGCUGCAACUUUUGUGGUUACUAUGUUUGCUUGUUCUCAUGUUGGACUAGUCGAAAAAGGGUUGGAGAUUUUCAAGUCCAUGAAGGAGGUUCCCGGGAUGGAACCGAAACUCGAGCAUUAUGGAUGCCUGAUUGAUCUUCUGGGUCGAGCCGGGCGAUUAAAGGAGGCAGAGGAGUGGUUACAAGAUAUGCCGAUGAAACCAAAUGCUGUUUUGUGGAGGUCUUUACUUGGUGCAGCAAGACUUCAUGGGAAUUUUGAUGUUGGAGAAGUUGCUCUCAGAAAGUUAAUAGAGUUAGAACCAGAAACUAGUGGAAACUAUGUGCUUUUGUCUAAUAUGUAUGCUAGUGUUGCUAGAUGGGAUGAUGUUAAUAGAGUGCGGAUGGUGAUGAAACAUAAUGGAGUUAACAAAUUACCGGGUUUUAGCCUAGUCGAAAUAAAUGGUUCCAUGCAUGAGUUUCUUACAGGUGACAAAACUCAUCCAUUUUCAAAGGAAAUAUAUUUGAAAAUUGAAGAGGUUAAUAGAAGAGUUCAAGAAUAUGGUCACAAAGCAAGAACAUCAGAGGUUUUGUUUGAUGUAGAAGAAGAAGAUAAGGAAGGCGUUCUUUCUUACCAUAGUGAAAGACUAGCCAUAGCAUUUGCUCUUAUCGCAUCUCCUUCAAGUUUAGUCAUAAGAAUUAUUAAAAACCUUAGAGUUUGUGGGGAUUGCCAUGUGAUUACUAAGUUAAUAUCGGCUGCUUAUCGAAGAGAUAUUGUCGUUAGAGAUCGAAAUCGGUUUCAUCAUUUUAAAGAUGGGAGUUGCUCUUGUCUUGAUUACUGGUGAUAAUAAUACCAUGUUUCACCUUACAGCAAAAUCAAUAUUUGAUUGAAAAAACAUAGUUUGCUACACAUGUGAAAUUCAUUUUAUUUAUAAAGAUCAUAUAGUUGCAUGAGAAGCUUCCAUAAGCUUAUAAUAUUAAUUUCAGUUUUUUUACUGUACUAUAUGUACUUAAUUUCUCAGUAACUGAAUCAUGAUUGAGAUGGUGUUGUCUGUAUGAACCCAAAUUGAUUUUCCAACUUGAAAUACAUUUUUAGUUUACUCCUUUAA